Messenger RNA from Drosophila eugracilis, 311 nucleotides. RefSeq lists its product as uncharacterized. The transcript has 2 exons. Bases 5 to 223 code for a protein of 72 amino acids. Lineage: Eukaryota; Metazoa; Arthropoda; Insecta; Diptera; Drosophilidae. The record is from RefSeq and is a predicted model, not a curated record.
UAAGAUGUUGAUCAUCCGACUUGGAGUUUUGUUUUGCAUCUUUGCCCUUGCGGCUAUGAGUGAAGCUGUGAGUACAUCUGGAAGUACAGAAAGUACAGUAAGUACAGUUGUGACUACAACUGCGACUACCGUCCAUGUUUGUCAGCCCAGAGGUGGUUAUUGCCGGAGGCGCGACGAUUGCUGCAAGUCAACGUGUAAUCAAGUGGCUGCAGAAUGUAAUUAAGUUCCGUUCUUCGUUAAAUUAAUAUCUUUCUACAUAAACUACCAUAGUUUAUUUUACAUUUUGAAUAAAUACUUUUAAAACUUUUAAA